AUGAAAAUUGGUGAGAUUGGAUUAGAACCUGAUAGACCAGCACUUACAACUGUUGAGGAGAACAUGAUUUUCCAGUCAUGCUACAAAGAAACAACACAAAUCAAAUCAUCCAAAUUACAUGGGCAUGGAUAUUUGGCUAUGUAUCGAACUCGCAUAGAACUUAUGAAAGAGAACCUUGAAGUACAUGCACAUGCUCAAGCUGUAGCUAGGGAGAAGAGCAUUGCUUUAGAAGCGAAGGUUGACAAGCUCAAAGAACAGAUUGCGCAAGAAGCUGCAGAAAGGGAAAGGGACAAAGAAGAAAAUAGGAGGAGGAUGCAAGAGGAGCUGGAAAAUGCUAAGAUAAACUUAAGAGAAGAAAUGAAGCAAGAAUUUCUUAAUAUGCUAGCACAUCACAAAGAAGGAGCUAUGAUUAUGACUCAGCCUAGAAGCAUUGUCACCAUACAAAAAGCUGCACCAGCACCUACUCGCUCCACUAGAAGUACUGCACCUCCCAGCAGAGCUCUUUUCAACGAAAACACUGCAAAUGUGACUGCAUCGAAGACAUAUAUCACUUCACAGCAGCUGAUGAAUAGGACAAGAAAUAAUCCCAAAAGGAGGAAGGAAAUGAUACAAGAGAAGUUUGAUUAA
Miscanthus lutarioriparius is the source of this 627-nucleotide messenger RNA. NCBI's taxonomy places the organism in Eukaryota, Viridiplantae, Streptophyta, Magnoliopsida, Poales, Poaceae. The record is from the annotation of a GenBank genome assembly.